CAUAUCCUCCUUUUGUGUAGUACUGUGUAAAGCACGCAAGAGGCAUGCAGGAUCAAAAACCCUCCAACAUUUGAGUCAACUUAGCAUCAUAAAGUAGUACCUACUAGCUUUUUCUCCAAGGGAUUUACGCGGAAAAGAACACGAAUUUGCACCAGAAAAAGGGCUGAUGAGGGGCAAAGGCAAGGGGAAGAAGAAGACGGUCGUAAACAAAGAAGAAAAUGCGGAAAGCUGGUGCUUCGUUUGCAAAGACGGUGGAGUUCUUAUCAUAUGUGAUCACGCGGGAUGUCGAAAAUCUUAUCACCCUUCUUGCUUGAAGAAUGAUGACUUGGUUGUAGGAAGUGAAGCCAAAUUUAUUUGUGAUUGGCAUACUUGCUCAAUUUGCUGUAAAAGGUCCAGCAGCCUUCACUGUUAUACCUGCACACGUGCAGUUUGCCGACGCUGCCUUCACCAUCUAGAAGUUUUCCAAGUUAAAGGAAAAUAUGGAUUCUGCAAGCACUGUCUGAAACUUUCUCUACUUAUUGAAGGCGACAAAGAUUAUGACUCUGAUGGGGAAAAGGUGGAUUUUGAAGACUUGAAUACACUUGAGGGUUUAUUUUGGGAAUAUUAUAUGAUCAUCAAGAAAGAAGAAGGAUUAGAGCUUCAGGAUCUUUAUGCUGCAAAAGAUGGGGUGAAGACUAUGAAUAUAUCCGAAUCUAGCUCAGAAGAACAUUACGAAGAAGAUGAGAUAUCUGAUUAUGAUGGUGCAGAGCAUGUUAAAAAAAGCAGGAGAACAUCCAGUGAAAAGAGAUCUGGGAGAAAGAAGCUUGGUUUCCAGAUACCCAUGAAAUUAAGUAAAAAUGAUUUUAUUGGCUGGGGCUCAAGAGCCCUUAUUGACUUUCUCAGUUCAAUUGGUAAAAGCACUGACGAACAAUUGUCUCAUAGUGAUGUGACUUCAAUUGUGUAUAUUUACGUAAAAGAAAAUAAACUAAUGCGUCCAGAGAAGAGAAAGAUGAUAUCAUGUGAUGCUCUUUUACAGUCUCUUUUCAGGAAGAAAACAAUAACUAAGAAUAAAGUGCAUGAGCUUUUGAGGGACCAUUUUGCAGAGUACCAUGAUGAAUCAGAAGAAGAUGUGAUGGGAUAUGAUUCAGAGGAUGAAAAUGCAGGCAUUUCAGAUGUAUGUAAGAAACAAAGAAAACUCAACACAGAGAGAAAAUCUCCCGACAAAGAGAUAGCAGAUGAUGUGCCACUGGGUUGUUUUGCAUCCCUUGUAGGAGAAAAUGUAAAACUUGUGUACUUGAGGAGGAGCUUGCUAAUUCAAUUGCUGAAACAGCCUAAAUCGUUUGCAGAAAAAGUUGUUGGAUGCUUCGUUCGUGUUAAGUCUGAUCCUUAUGAUUAUUCUUCAUGGAAUUCUCAUCAACUAAUGCAAGUUAGAGGUGUGAAAAGAGAUUCAGCUUGUCAAAAUAAUAUGGAGGCAGAGGCCAUCCUUCUAAUCUCAGCUAUGCCUGGAGAAAUUAGCACGAGUCAGCUUUCAGAUGAUGAUUUCUCUGAGGAAGAAUGUGAAGACUUGAGACGAAAAGUAUUAGCAGGUCAGCUUGAAAGGCCUACAGUGGAGGAUCUUCAACAGAAAGCCAAUAUUCUUCAUGAGGAUCUGACGAAGCAUUGGAUAGUUAAAGAGUUGGCCUUGCUGAAAAAUCUCAUUGAUCGAGCCAAUGAGAAAGGGUGGAGACGCGAACUUUACGAGUACCUUGAGAAGAAAAGUAGACUAGAAACUCCAUCCGAAGUAUCAAAAUUGCUGGCAAGUGUUCCUAGAGUGAUUCCCGAUCGACAUGAGCUUCAUUGCAAUCCCCAAGAUAUUGUAAAUGACAUGAGCAUUGAGAAAGACUCCCCUAAAUCAAACCUCGAAUGUAAUUCCCCUGUUACUAAUCAUGGAUGGCAGGAUUACAAAGAAUCAGAAGAGAAGACUCGCCAUUGCAAUCCAUCCCCUCCAGCAAGAAAGGAAUCCAUAUUCAAAGAGCCUGACUCCGUGCCUGAGGCUGACAAUAUGACCAGCAGAAAGGCAUCGCAACCCACUGCUGAGCCGAGACAAAAUAAGCUGGGGGGAGAAGAAUUGAAAAUGUGCUCCCAGAUGACGACCCCUCAUGAGCAGGCAACAAGAACCGGCCGCAAGGCUUUGGACAUGGCUGUUGUUGAGGUACUGAAUGAUGUUGGGGGUGGCGAACCUAUACUUGUUCAGGAAGAUGAGAAUACUGAUGACUCAGAAUGGUGCCUUGAAACCCCAACUGGCGAGCGGAGGAAGUUCCGGUUGUCUGUGUUGAAAACUUGGAGCCAGACCUGCCUGUAUGCGUCCAAAUUCAAGGUGUGGAGGGAAGGUGAGAAUGAAAAUACUGCAGUUUGGUUGUUUGAUGCCUUUCCAAAGAAAUAGGAGUAGCACUUUGGACCAACACUUUUACCUUUUCUCUCUUACAAUUACAAGAUGAACAACUCUGUGUGAAUAGUAUCUAUUACCGCAAGAUGGAUUUAGCUCCCUUCUAACUUGAUGGAUUUUUGGUUCGAAAAUUUUUGUUUUUCUGCAUUUUUGCAUCAUAAAGGGAAACAAUCUGA
Molecule: messenger RNA, 2580 nt
Organism: Salvia splendens (bonfire salvia)
Lineage: Eukaryota; Viridiplantae; Streptophyta; Magnoliopsida; Lamiales; Lamiaceae
Exons: 10
Coding region: 167-2401 (744 amino acids)
Molecular function (GO): DNA binding
Source: RefSeq, a predicted model, not a curated record